GCGCCCCGCUUCACUCACAGUCGCGAGCGCGCCGACAAUUCAACACUACGUGUCGUUGCCCUUAAAAAAAACAAAAGUGACAUCGGGAACCGGUUCGUUCCGGGAAAACUUUUUUAAAUUAAUACACACUAAACUCCAUAGAAGUAAUCUGUGAACUGUGUUAUUUUUUUUUCAUAGAACGAAAGUAGAAAUUGAAAUACCUAAUAUACGGGAAGUGUGAUAGUGAAAAUGAAUAUUUUAUGGUGCUGGCUGGCGGUAAUAGCAUUGUCAUGGGGAAGAGCUAGUGGUCACGGCCGCCUCAUAGAACCUCCCUCCCGAGCGUCGGCAUGGAGGUUCGGAUUUGACACGCCACAUAAUUACAACGAUCACGAACUCUUCUGCGGUGGAUUCUCAAGACAAUGGAAUAAAAACGACGGGAAAUGCGGCGUUUGCGGAGACCCAUGGGAUGCUAGUACACCUCGAGCUCACGAGCUGGGAGGGAGAUUCGGAAAAGGUAUAAUCGUACGUAAAUAUGCACCCAAAACAACAAUAACGAUAAAAGUAGAAUUAACGGCCAGCCACAAUGGAUUCUUUGAGUUCAGAGUUUGCGAAGAACCAAAAUCUACAACGCAAGAAUGCUUAGACAAAUAUGUUCUCAAAAUGGACGGAAAAGACAGCACUAAAUUCUAUCCGAGAGACGGAAAUAAAGUUUACGAAAUGAAGUAUCAGCUGCCUGAAGGACUGGAAUGCUCUCAUUGCGUAAUGCAAUGGAGGUACAUUGCCGGAAAUAACUGGGGUAAGUGCGAAAACGGAACAGAAUCGGUCGGGUGUGGACCACAAGAGGAGUUCAGGGCUUGUGCGGACAUAGCGAUCGGCGAGCGCUUUAGUACAACCACCAGGAAGCCCAGACCGACCUACGUGCCUCCUGGAAGACGGCCGACAGUGCCGACGCCGGAGGAGUCCAGCGGAACCGCCUGGUACGGUGCUGUCAUCGCGAUCACGACACUGCUCAUUUCGAUUGCAGUGCUCGCGGCUAUUUACCUGUAUUACUACAGAGGCGGAAUGAGAAUCAAGAAUCUUUUGAAGUCAAAGUCGCUUCCACCUGCACCCCUGCCUCCUCCGAGACACAAACGCGCCUCGUUGUCUAGAGAAACGCCUCCGGAUCUAGUGCCGGCUAAAAUAUCGACCGUGGAAUCUGGUUUCGAAACAGUAGACCUAAGAGCUAAAUAAUUGAGAUUUUUUAUUCUAUUGCUGUUAAUUUGUAUAUCUGUGUAUGUGUUCGAAAUAGGUCGGAUUCGUCGGUCAGACGCAUUCGUCCAGAGUGAUUUUAUAGAAUAAAAUUAAGUUUAAGUUCGACGAUGUUCGUGAAAGAUAUUUAUUACGGAUUAAAUGUUACGAAAUUUUUUAAAUACAUAGUUUUUUUUCCUGUUUUAUGUUGCCAGCUACAUGCAUAGAUAUUAGUGUUUAUAUGUAGUUGUCUCGCUGCGAUCACACCAUCACGAGUAUAGAAACAAGUUCACGACCUUUUGUUACUA
Bombyx mandarina (wild silkworm) is the source of this 1514-nucleotide messenger RNA. RefSeq lists its product as uncharacterized. The record is from RefSeq and is a predicted model, not a curated record. NCBI's taxonomy places the organism in Eukaryota, Metazoa, Arthropoda, Insecta, Lepidoptera, Bombycidae.